GGAGAUGAUGAGGUGAUUCUGAUAAAGGCCUUAAACCAGAGAUGCAGGACAUCAACAUUAACAGAACAUGCACAACCAGGCAUAAAGAAUCAGAACCUGUAAAGAGAGGUGAAAUCUCGUUCUCAAACAGGGACCAUAUGCACACCUCAGUGUAAAUACACAUAGACACUAAAGUGAGCAUGUACAGAGAUGGGCUUCUGAAAGCACUGUCUGUGGUUUAUCUGGCUCUCUACUUCCUUUCCGGACAACAGAGCACAGAAAUAUAUGUUCAACAACAGCACAUAUACAGAGUUACUCUGUGCGAGCUGCAGCGGAGACAAAACAGACCUGCACAUUACACAGACUGAAGGCUGAUCAGGGAAAACAGAAACAGAGAUGACUAGAAAUGAUUAUGCAAACUCAGGAACUUCAGCAGACAACAGAUCAGCUGACUUAAAGGACACAUACGAAGCUAUCUAUGUGAAUGAAGAUGUUCUGGAGACUCGGGUGACCAGAAUCCGUACGAAAAGUACCUCAGGAAGCAGAUGUUACAGACUGACUGCAGUGUGUGUGGUGCUGCUGUGUGUUUUCCUGCUGACUGCCAUCACAGUGCUGUGGAUCAAAUUCGAUACAGAGCGAAACUUAAGCAAGCAGUUACAGCAGGAGAGAGAUGACCUUCAGAAAAUGUUGGAUGUAUUAGAUAUGCAGGAAAAGCUGAGAUGGGCAAACUUCAGCUCCAGUCUGUACUACUUCUCUGAGAUGAAGAACUGGACUGAGAGCAGACAGGACUGCAGAGAGAGAGGAGGAGACCUGGUGACCAUAAACAGCAAAGAGAAACAGGAGUUCAUCGUUGAACAGCUGCAAGGAAGUCGGACUUGGAUUGGUCUGAGUGACAGAGAAGCAGAGGGAGAGUGGAAAUGGGUGGAUGGUAUGCCACUGGCCACUGGUUUCAGGUACUGGGCUGAACACCAACCAGAUAAUUACAGUGACGAAGACUGUGCUGAGAUUGGGUUUCCAGAUAGACAGAGCUGGAACGACAGACCAUGCUUUCAUAAACAAGGCUGGAUCUGUGAGAAGAGUGUUGGAUCUGUCAGAACAGUAUAGGAAAAUAAUAACAUGUUCACAAAUAAAUCAAGCUGAAUGUAUUUAUCAGUUGGAGGAGUUACAACUGUCAUCAUCAUUAAAGCACAAUUACGGUGCACAGCAAUAUUAUUUGGCAUCUAUAUAAUCAGCUGUACAGCUUGAUCUGUAAGCUGUGAUGAUAUAAACCUCACUCUCUCUCUCAUCAGGCUUAGGGUCCAGUACUUCAUCCAUUAGGUGGAAUGAAUUAUCAGAGACUCUUAGUAAACACACUGUACUAAAAAGUCACAUGACCACACCAAUAUUAUGUAAUAGAUCUCACCACCUGAGAUGAGUUAUGAUCAUGUGACCCUCUAAAUUGACCUGCUCACACAGACCUGCUCACACUUUCACAUUAUAUUAACUCCUCUACUUACAUGCUUGAAAUGUGAAGUUUGUUUGUUUGUUUGUUUGUUUGUUUACACUCAUGUUUAUUACUUCACUAUUUUGAAUAUGAGUAUCUUUCAAAACUUCACAGGCAAUAAAUUCUUUAUCAAAUUAAUCUAUGAAUAAAAAUGAUCAUCGUUUAUUAUUUGUUGAUUGAUCAGAAGUUUUGUUUAUUAUUAUAUAUUAGUAAUGAUAUUUAUUAAACACAGUGUGCUGUUAUAGGAAAACGAUUAAUGACAGGGUGGUGGGAUGCAGUCUGAAGUUAAUUAUUUUCCAAAAACAUACUUUUUUUUAUUCCUCUUAUACCACAACAAUUUUCAAUUAACAAAUUUUAAAAAUGUAUUGAUUAAAUACAUUUUAUGUGUUUAUAGUUACAUUUAAUGUUGUUAAUGUUCAGCAAAACAAGAUCGUGUUAUCAGAUGGAUCUUCAUCAGCCAUGCAAAGAACUUCUGAAUAUUUGUGUAUUGCUCUGUGAUUAUUACUCAGUUAUGCAAGGAAUUGUUCUAGUAACACAUCCUUUGUGUAGAUCAAUCAAAUUCUUUACUCCAGAUCCAGUUCAUAAAAACAAAACUAGUGGAUAAUAAUUUUUUUUUUACAGUCCACUCAAAAUAAAGUUUUUACUUUACUAUUAGCACUAUCUUUUAAUCCUGUUUCAUCAGUAGUGGCUGGCAUAAAUGGGCUAGCUGGGCUAAAGCGCCCCCUGUCUUUCAAAGAUGAUUAUUUGCUGUAAAAUAUGUCUUAAUGUGGAUUCUUUUGGAUUCUGUGGAACCGAGCACAACAGCACCACCAGCAGUCAUAAGAAAAAUAUACAGAAUGGUAUGAAAAAGUGAGGAGUCUGCUUGAUGGCUACUGAGCUAAAAUCAGGAUCACAGCUCACUCAUAUAUCAAACAUGAAACCUCACACUAUG
Molecule: messenger RNA, 2393 nt
Organism: Pangasianodon hypophthalmus (striped catfish)
Lineage: Eukaryota; Metazoa; Chordata; Actinopteri; Siluriformes; Pangasiidae
Product: CD209 antigen-like protein E
Exons: 5
Coding region: 376-1083 (235 amino acids)
Biological process (GO): biological process involved in interspecies interaction between organisms
Cellular component (GO): external side of plasma membrane
Molecular function (GO): fucose binding; D-mannose binding
Source: RefSeq, a predicted model, not a curated record